GCAUUUCAAUGUAAUUAGUUCACUUCAUGCCUCCGAAUUCGUAACUUGUAUUAUUUUAUGUGCUCUUAUAUACUGGACUUAGUGUUGUGCCGAAAUGCCAAGAUACUGCGGCAAAAGUUUCGAAUGUGGAAAGAAAAUUAUGUGAACCGAAAUAAUACCUUGAGCUUUUGUGAAUAGUGUGAAAGUGUGUCCUUUAAAAUUGACUGAAGUAUUUUACAUUGUGUCUCCGCAUGCCUAACAUUCCCUUGGAUCGUACUAUCACCCCGAUUUUACAAUUCGUAAUUCGAUGAUUUUUGGUCGCAAGCCACCUGCCAACGAAGCUGAUGAACAGAGUAAAGGAGAAAAAUGUCUUAGUACCAUGCGCCAGUCCUUUCACAGGGCUUUAACUACCUGUAAGGCCCCAUUGCCCCCUGGCAAGAAGUAUGUUGCUGUACAGUUCCUUACCAAAGAAAUCAUUUUUUAUGUUGUUGAUGCCAAAGGAAAAGGCCAAGAAGUAUUUGAUGAAGCUAGCAAACACCUUGGACUUUUAGAUGCAGAGCUUUUUGGAUUAGCAUUCUAUCAAGAUGGUGAUUAUAUUUUUGUGGAUCUAAAUUUAAGAGUCUCUAAAUAUGCUGUAAAGAGUUGGAAAACACAUAGUAAUGGUAUUGGAGGUGAUGGACAGCCUCUGCUGAUUCUACACAUGAGGAUUAAGUACUAUGUGGACUGUCAUCUUUUAAUUAAUGAAAAGGUUGUUCGCCAUCAUUACUACCUUCAACUGAGAGAAAAUGUAAAAAAUUAUUCCCAAUCCAUUAGUGAAGAAAAAUCCUUUUUGUUGGCUGCCUUAGCUUUGCAAGCUGAUCUGGGAAACUAUGAUAAAGAAAAACAUAAAAAUCGUUAUUUUGAAAUAGGCAAUUAUUUUCCAGCUUGGAUCAUAACGAAAAUUGGAGAGGAUUUCAUUGUUCGCAAUGUUCCCGCUUUGCACAAGGACAAUGCAGGCUUAAGCCGUGGUGAAGCUCAGGUUGGAUAUAUAAAAGAAGCUUCUGAUAUAACAGCUCCACAUAAUAUGCAUUUUUAUAGGAUGAGGCGGAAGAGAGGAAAAAUUUGGAACUUUCUGUGGCUUGGAAUAAGAGAUAGUGGAAUCCACAUAUAUGAGGUUAAAGAACCAGAAAAGACCAAAUCCUUGUUAUCAACAUUUCUGUGGUGUGAUAUUGCAAAACUGCAUUUUGAAAAAAAGAAGUUCGAAAUUUUGUCUGAGGGCAGUCCAGAAUGUAGAAGGUUUACUUAUUUUCUCCAAAGUGAAGAUUUGGCUAAACAUUUACUCUGGAUAUGUAAAACAACUCACCAUUUUCACAUGGCUAAUCAAAAUCGAGUCGCAGACCUGAAACAGCUGGAAAUAGAUGGGGGUAAACCAUAUCGUGAAGCUUACAUUUAUACUGAUAAAUGGGAUCAAGCAUGGGAAAAGAAACAAAAUACUUUGUCAAAAAGCAGAUCAAAAUUAAAAGUGGAAAACUCCGCUGUCAAUUUUAAUGGGAAUGAAGAAAAUUCCCUUGUAGAAAAGAGCUUGAAACCUGUAAAUAUGAAGAUGUGUGGCAUGCCUUGGAACAAUGUAGAUUUAGAUAAGUGUAAAGUAGAUAGCCAAUGCAUUCCUCAACAUCAUUCCAUGGAAGUUUUACCCUUACUCAAUGGGUGCAAGUUUUCAUCAGACAUUAAAUAUAAAAGUCAAAGCAUUUCAUGCUUUUCAGAUCGUUCCUUGACACCUUAUUCCCCUGCAAUAAACUGCAACAGUACAGGUCAUCUUUGGAAUCCGGAAUCUGGAAAUAGUGUUUCUACAACUCCAACAUCAACUUUGAUGUCAAGAAGCAGCUGCACAUCAAACACUGACAGCACUUGCAGCUCACUAUCCCUUACAAGUGGCUCUACUCUUAAAGUCGGCAGCAGUCUUAUUUCCCAAAGCUCGAACGAUGGCAGUCAUUGGGUUAAGUGUGAUUCUUUUGAAGAACUUCCAGUCAAAACAGCCCAGGCAGAAAAAGUCAUGCACAAAGUUUGCAUAUCAACUUUUGUCGACAAACAUGUAAGGACAGCAAGUGUGUAUGAUGCUGUGACAGUGCCUCUUGUAACCCCUGCAAAAUCGUCACAUACCUCAACCAUUAAUCCCAGUACUAGUUCAAAUCCUACUGUCACAAAACAACUUCUGGGAAUGUCAUCUAGUAAAGUGGAUGUGCGCAGGACUCCAUCCCUUAAUGUGGGUUGUGUAAGCUCAAAUCAAAAACCAAUUUACUCACAAACUGCUUUUGAUUCUCAUAUUCCGUUAAGUGCUCAGAAACCAAACAGGCAUUAUGCUCAAAACCAAGUUUCUUCGCAUGGAAGAACAACUACUAGGAUUGGUGUAUCGUCGCUGAGUAGAGACCAAAGACUACCUCUGACUUUGUUCAACAAUCGCCGUAUACUUGCAUGUGGCUCGGAGCCCAAUUUGUAUGCUCCGAUCGGCGACUGCGAUCCAGAAACGUUAGUUAAUGACAGCAUAAUGUCUCUUAAAUCCCAGAGGCUUGGAAGAAAUCUCAAUAGUCAGAGUGAAAUCAGUCUUAAUAUGACUGAUUAUGCCGUCCAGAGUCAGAACAGUACUUUUAGCUUCAAAGAUUCCUUGAACUCUUCAAAAGAUUCAGAUCAUUGCAGAUCGAAAAGCAGGCAGCUGUCUUUGCCUGAUGUGUAUAAUGAACUCGAUGGAGAAACUGAUUUCCCAUGCAUUCCCCCUCCUCCAGCAUAUAGAAAUGAAGUGGGCUGUGCUGUGUCACCAUCUGACAGUUCUGCUGAAUUCAUACCAAAGCAGCACUUUUCAGAAAAUUCUCAAAAAGUGCCUGUUAAAAUUCCAUUAUCACGUCCCAGCAAGGAGGGGUCUGUACUACCUCAACAAGCGUCAUCCGUAGAUGUGUUAGAUAUCCAGCAACUGAGGCAGCGAAGUCGUGAUUUAGACUUACCCUUGAUAUCUGCGCUCUGCAAUGAUCGGUCUCUCUUGAUGUUGCCCAAAACUGUACCUACCUGCUCCAGGCAGAGGCAUCUCGGAAGCAAAGAUCCCUUGAGGUUCAAUCGAACUACUUCUCUGCCGAACGGGGACGGGACGGACAUCUUGCUUCCACACAAUGGCCGUCCAAUCAGCUGGCAUGUGGAUUCUGGACAGCUUCCCAACGUUACAGAACACGUUAAGCCUAAUUCAUCUUCAUGGGAUAAUAAUAUCAAAAGUAGGCCUUUAUGGCUUGAAGUUGGUCGAGUUGAAUCGACGAUUCAGUCAUUGCCGCCAACGAUACUGACAUCUUUCAGUAAGACGCCUGUUAAGUCUCAAAAGAGUGUAAGGGAUCCGCAAAGUUCUAUGGAUUAUUACAGGUACAAUGCCAAUCAGAUGAUACCAACGAAACUCUUGGCAUGCUCGCUAAAUGGUAUUGCAAGCAACAGAUUAUAUCAGAAGGGCUCAUCGUCUUGAUCUUUGGAGGAAAUUUUAGAUCAUCCUCUGUAUAUUGCUCAAACAUAUUUUUAUGUAUAUAAUUCUCAGCAUUUUGUAAAUUGUGCAUUUUUUGUAUUCAGAAAUUUAUUGUACAAAAGAUUAUAUUUAAAGCUUAAUAUUUGUAAAAUGUAUUUUGGAUGCUUUGAUAUUAAGGCCAGCAAAUGCUAAAUACCUAUUAUAAAGGUUACUCUUUAUUAGUUCAAUUAAUUAUUGCACUGUGUAAUAGAAAGCACUUACAAAAAUUACAGCCAUGGCCGCCAAUUGGAAAGACACGACAGGCACAUGAACUUCCUAGAAAUAUUUAAAAAAUUGUUUCUAUUAAAUUUUCAUUCAAGGGAACUUUUAAUAAAUAUUAUGUAUUAAGAUAAAUAAGUAAAUCAUCUUUAAUGUAAUAAUAAAAAAUAUUUAUAACAACUAAUAAAUGAAAGUAAUUAUAGGGCUAUUCCACAGGCAAACGGCCAUUUUCUUCUAAACAUGAUGGGUAAUGAACAAAAUUUUGUUACUUGAGAAAUCGCAAACAUAUGUGAGAUUUCUUCAGCAAAAACUUUUGUUCAUUGCCUUUUAAAUUUAUUACUUUUUACUGAAAUAUGAGCUUUCUCGUGCAAGAGAAAAUGGCAGCUUUUUUUCUGGAAUGGCCCAAUAAGAAAAGUUUGUAUUGUUAAUUGUUCCUAUUUUUCUUAACCCACAGUUCCCAUUGCUCUCUCUGCCAUUUUAAACUAUUGAUGGCUUCUGUAAUAAAUGUUUUUGUCAUAUUGGAAUUGUUAUGGCUAGUUCAGUGCCUAUUUUAAAGUUAUAUUCAAUUUUAUAAAUUGCAAAUUAUCUCGUCUGAAAAAUAAGAAAUGUAUACAUAAGAAAUAUUUUAUUAAAAUGUUUUUA
Molecule: messenger RNA, 4351 nt
Organism: Uloborus diversus
Lineage: Eukaryota; Metazoa; Arthropoda; Arachnida; Araneae; Uloboridae
Gene: ex
Product: tyrosine-protein phosphatase 1-like
Exons: 13
Coding region: 287-3454 (1055 amino acids)
Biological process (GO): positive regulation of hippo signaling
Cellular component (GO): cytoskeleton; cytoplasmic side of apical plasma membrane
Source: RefSeq, a predicted model, not a curated record